CCUGCUCCAGCCGAGGCAGGAAUACAAAGGGAUCCAGCGGGCGAAGCCGUAACCACAGUCGUCUGGGUGAGCGGCACAGCGGUUAAUUAUUACCUGUCCUGCCCCCGAGCAGAUCGGGCAGCUCACCUGGCCGGAGCGGCUGAGCCCCAUUCCGCCAUGGAGCUGUCUGGAGUCCUCUCUCUGCUCCUGGGGGUCUGCGUCUCAUGCCUCCUGUUGGUGGCCUCGUGGAGAAAGGCGCUGGCGAGGAGGAAGCUCCCCCCGGGUCCCACACCGCUUCCCUUCGUCGGGAACAUCCUGCAGCUGGACACCAAGGCGUUGGCCAAAUCAAUCCUUAAGUUCCGAGACACGUACGGCCCCGUGUUCACCCUGCAGCUGGGCUCGGAGCGGGCCGUGGUGCUGUGCGGCUACGCGGCGGUGAAGGAAGCCCUGGUCGACCGCGGGAAGGAGUUCGGGGGAAGGGGGAACAUCGCCACAGCCGCGAGGAUCACCAAAGGGUUUGGAGUGAUCUUCGCCAACGGGGAGCGGUGGCGGCAGCUGCGCCGGUUCUCCCUCACCACGCUGCGGAACUUCGGCAUGGGGAAGCGAUCCAUCGAGGAGCGGAUCCAGGAGGAGGCCCAGCGCCUGGUGGAGGAGCUCGGGAACACAAAGGGCUCGCCCUUCGACCCCACCUUCCUCCUGGGCUCCGCCGUCUCCAACGUCAUCUGCUCCAUCGUCUUCGGCAGCCGCUUUGACUACCAGGACCAGGAGUUCCUCACUCUGCUGAGCUGCAUCAACCAGAACCUCCGCCUGCUCAGCUCCCGCUGGGGCCAGCUGUACAAUGCGUUCCCGGCGCUCCUGGCCGCUCUCCCCGGGCGGCACAACGCCAUGUUCCACAAUGCGGACACCCUCAAACGCUUCGUGUCGGAGCGAGCGAAGCGGCACCGGGACUCCCUGGAUCCCAGCUGUCCCGACAGCUACAUCGACUGCUUCCUGCUCCAGAUGGACCAGGAAAAGCAGAACCCCGACACCGAGUUCACCACCGAGAACUUGGUCAUGACGACGCUGGAGUUGUUCUUCGCCGGGACGGAGACGGUCAGCACCACCCUGAGAUACGGGAUCCUGCUUCUCAUGAAGUACCCCGAGAUAAAAGGUAGGCCGGGGGGGGUGCUAAGGUGCUGGCCUGGGACUUGGGGGCCGUGGGUUGAAGUCUUGGCCUCACUCGGUGCCUCGGUUUCCCCAUCUGUGACCCCUGUGCUGGGAAGAGGAAACCCACUGGUGUUUCUGAAAGGGCCCAGGUAUGACAAGUAUACGGGGCGUGGUCCCCAGCUGGUGGGAUUUGGGACUCCCGCCGUGAAGAGGGGAAAUGAGACUCUCCCGUUCGGAGAGCAGGAGGGGCACAAGCGGGGCAGACCUGGGGGUCGUGGUGAGCUGAGAAGAGCCUCCGGACACCGGGCAGGCUCUAGGGGGCCUGAAAAGAACUUAGCCAUCAAUAACAACGUCCUUCAUUCGCAGGGCAGAGCCUGCGGGUACGUACCGGGGUGGGGCGGGGGAGAGCAGGAGGCAGCCUUAACAAACUUGAACAGGGUGUCAGGCCCAUUUCAACGGGGUAAAAGGGCCAGGCUGUCUAGCGGCCCCACAGAUUUCUGGCCCCAUGGAGGCCAGUGGAGCAAUGUCAGAUUAUACCCGCUGGGAACUUGUCCCAACGGUACCCAUCCGAACCUGCAAUGUUGCCUGGACAAAUAC
Messenger RNA from Terrapene triunguis (Three-toed box turtle), 1722 nucleotides. RefSeq names its product cytochrome P450 2G1-like. Gene Ontology annotation, cellular component: cytoplasm; intracellular membrane-bounded organelle. NCBI's taxonomy places the organism in Eukaryota, Metazoa, Chordata, Testudines, Emydidae. Gene Ontology annotation, molecular function: oxidoreductase activity, acting on paired donors, with incorporation or reduction of molecular oxygen, reduced flavin or flavoprotein as one donor, and incorporation of one atom of oxygen; heme binding; iron ion binding. The transcript is spliced from 6 exons. The annotation marks the transcript as partial. The record is from RefSeq and is a predicted model, not a curated record. Gene Ontology annotation, biological process: xenobiotic metabolic process.